UUGCUAGGACCAACAGACUCCUCAGAGGCGAGACAAGAAGCCCCAGGCUCCAUCCGGGCACAGUUUGGCACAGACAAGACCCGCAAUGCCUGCCACGGUGCCGACUCCGUCGAAUCGGCAAAACGAGAAGCAGACUUCUUUUUCGGGAAGAAACGACGCCAGAACACGGCCAGGUUUCGUGACUCGACCCUAGGCAUCGUGAAGCCCCAUGCCGUUAUUGGAGGGCUGACAGGCCAGAUCAUGAGAGAGAUCUCUGCGGCUGGUCUGAAAAUAACGGCCGUCCAACUACACAACGUGGAGAAAGCAAACGCCCAGGAAUUCUACGAAGUCUACAAGGGAGUGGUGGCAGAGUACAAUCAGAUGGUGGACGAGCUAAGCUCAGGACCUUGCAUUGCUCUGGAGGUGAGCGGAGAAAAUUCCCACGGGGCUUUCAGAGAGCUGGUCGGGCCGAGCGAUCCUGAAAUUGCGCGGCACCUGCGUCCGCACAGCAUCCGGGCAAAGUUUGGCGAAGACAAGAUCAAAAAUGCCCUCCACUGUUCCGACUUGCCUGACGACAGCGCGCUAGAGGUUGAGUACUUUUUCAAGAUCUUAGACUCGUAA
Messenger RNA from Geodia barretti, 600 nucleotides. NCBI's taxonomy places the organism in Eukaryota, Metazoa, Porifera, Demospongiae, Tetractinellida, Geodiidae. The record is from the annotation of a GenBank genome assembly.